AUGGACCUUGCCUCGAUUCUGAACAAUGCUCACGGGAACGCCAGCGAUGCCGGAAUCGACCGAGCUAGCGGCGGUCCGCUGAAGGCGACGGAGAGGCGGACCGAGUCGGCCGAGAGGGAACCCGAGAAAGAGUCCGAGAGGGAGGGCGACGAAGCUACCGUCAUCCCGCCCCCACCCCCCUCGUCCGUUUUCGAUACGUACGAGGAGAUGUACUCCUUUCUGCAAACCUUUCACCGCGACAACGGUGCGGCCAUUGUCAAACGGAGCACGGGCGGGAAAAAGCAUGACUUUGGCAACGGGAAGCAGUACAGCUACAUCGUCUUCAUCUGCGACCGCGGCGAGCGACGGCCCUCGAAAUCCGUCGGCAUCCGGAAGGUGGCGUCGCAACGGAUCGGCUGUAGCUAUUCCAUUGUGGCCUCGGCCACGAAACAGAUGAGCUGGAAGUGGACGUACCGGAUAACGAACGGCCAUCACAACCACGGUCCGUCCGUCGACCCCUCCGCUCACAGUAUCCACCGACGACGGACCAGCGAGCAGAAGGAAUUGCAAAAGCACAUUGCCGACAGCGGAAGCACAUCAGCCCGAGAGAUGGAUCAAAUCGUUCGCCACCAGUCGGAACAAACCCAACGGUACUUUCGUACCAAGGACACCUACAACGAUCGUCAACGGAUGCGGCUGGAAAAACUCCACGCUUCGUCGGAAGAGGCCUGUAGGAAGUAG
Messenger RNA from Drechmeria coniospora, 720 nucleotides. RefSeq lists its product as uncharacterized. The record is from RefSeq and is a predicted model, not a curated record. Lineage: Eukaryota; Fungi; Ascomycota; Sordariomycetes; Hypocreales; Ophiocordycipitaceae. The transcript has a single exon. Bases 1 to 720 code for a protein of 239 amino acids.